Molecule: messenger RNA, 733 nt
Organism: Solanum dulcamara
Lineage: Eukaryota; Viridiplantae; Streptophyta; Magnoliopsida; Solanales; Solanaceae
Product: non-specific lipid transfer protein GPI-anchored 7-like
Exons: 3
Coding region: 85-522 (145 amino acids)
Source: RefSeq, a predicted model, not a curated record
CAUUUCCAACAUAGGAACACAACAAUAACAAUAAUAAGAUCAAAACAAACAAGAAUUACUAGUCAAAAAAAUAAAAAAGCAAGGAUGUUUUCUUCAAAAAUGUUUGUUCUAAUUUCGAUGGCAUUGACGACGGCGAUAAUUGAAGCAGAUGCCCAAACGCCGCCGUCAUGUGCCUCGAAAUUAGUGCCAUGUGCGCCUUACCUUAGCAAUCCGCGACCCCCCGCGGACUGCUGCGAUCCAUUGAGAGAAGCAAUAACAAAUGAUUUAGAUUGUUUGUGUAAAUUAUAUGAAAAUCCAACGUUGUUGCCUUCACUUGGUAUUAAUAUUACUCAAGCACUUGCACUUCCAAAGGCUUGUAAUAUUCCUGGUGAUACUAGUGCUUGUAAUAAAGGUGCACCAGGUCCAAGUUCUCAAACCUUGCCGCCCCCAGCCACAGGAAAUGACAACAAUGGAGUAAACAAAUUUACAUGGAGUGGAAUGUCAAUUUUACUUGUAGUUUGUGUUUCUUUGAUGGUUGCUUAAAAUCACUUAUUUGUGUUCAAAAGUUGUAGUUUACAUGUGUUGUUGUUUGUUUCACUCAUCAUUUUAUUAUUUUGUCUAGUGUUACAUUCUUGAUGUAUGGAUUUUUUCAGACCAUUUAAUAUACUUAAUUAUUAUUUAUGUACUAAAUAUUAGUCUUUUUGACGAACUAAACUUGUUUCAAGAUUGAAUUCAUUUCCAGAUUUCCCUUUUA